UCAGCUUACUUCAGGGAAAGCACAGAGCAAGAACAGACAAGUCCAAAAUUCAAACGAAUUUACAAGACCAGACCAAGAUUUGGCUUUGAAUGGAGAGAGAUUAAAUUCUUUGCAUGCAAAACUUCACCAAGAGGCUGAUAGAAUUAGAAAAUGGAAAAAUCAGACAGAAUUAGACAUGAAACAGAAAGACAGAAAGAUUCAGGAAUCCAGCCAUACCAUAGACUCUUUAAGGAAAUCAAUACUUGAUAUUCAGCUUCAAAAUGAGAGCCUUAGCAUGACUCUUCAGGAAGAAAUCAGUAACAGAGAGGAUAUUUUACAAAAAGUUUCAGCCACAAGAAACUUGUGUUCAGUUUUGAAGGACCAUCUUGCAAAGACAGAAUCCAAAGUUGCAGAAUGUGAAGCAGAAAAAACUGAAGUCAAAUAUCUUGAACAGGAACACAAACGACAAUUUGAAAAUUUGUCAGAAAAAUUCAAGGAACUUGAGGUGGCAAGGGAUGAAGAGCAUAGACAACUCACAAGUCAAAUAUCGGUGCUAUCUAAGGAGAAGGAAUGUUUAGAGCAGAAUCUCACACAUUGCAACCAAGAAGCUGAGUCUAAGAUUAAAAUAUUGAACCAACAACUAGAUGACAAAAAUAUUGAGAUACGUGACAUUAGAGCACAAGUUCAGAAAAAUAAUGAAAAAAUUCACAGUUUGAAUAAAACAAUUCUUUUUGACACAAAAAUGUUGAAACUGGCAAAGAGAUGA
Ruditapes philippinarum (Manila clam) is the source of this 745-nucleotide messenger RNA. Its product is annotated as E3 ubiquitin-protein ligase TRAIP-like. The record is from RefSeq and is a predicted model, not a curated record. The coding region runs from base 176 to 745 and encodes 189 amino acids. Gene Ontology annotation, molecular function: double-stranded DNA binding. Gene Ontology annotation, cellular component: central element; synaptonemal complex; male germ cell nucleus. Gene Ontology annotation, biological process: chiasma assembly; meiotic DNA repair synthesis; synaptonemal complex assembly. Lineage: Eukaryota; Metazoa; Mollusca; Bivalvia; Venerida; Veneridae. The transcript is spliced from 10 exons.